UUCUGCAGGGAUGCAGCGACAGGAGUUUACUUAUUGAGCUGCAGUGCUUUUUGUGCUUUUUGUUGAAGCUGUGACGCUGGUUACCGCUGACUGGGAAUUCUACUGUGUGUCCAGACACUACACGGAGAGCUAGGGCUGGAUAUGCCACAGGAGGCCAGGUGAGGAGCGGCAGGCUGUGGCCCCGGUGCACGGAGCAGAGAUCCCCCAGGUUGUGAAGAUGUGGAGCUGGUUUUUCACUGUGACUGUCCUGCUGUCCUCCAUGAAUCGGAGUGAAGCGCAGGGCAGGUGUGAUAAUGUGCAAGCAGCAGAUAUUGUUUUCCUGGUUGAUGGGUCUUCCAGUAUUGGCCGUGCUAAUUUCCUGCAGGUGAAAGGCUUUAUGGCUGGGAUCGUCAAGCCAUUGGCCAGCUCUGUCGGCGAGUCAGGGAUACGGUUUGGGGUCAUACAGUACAGCGACACCUCCAGAGUUGAAUUUACAUUAAGUACCCAUUUGGUUGGCACUGAGCUGGUCAACGCUGUAAAGAAUCUGAACUACAAGGGCGGAAACACACGCACUGGUGCUGGUCUCAAGUUUGUCAUUGACAACUUCUUCAACCCGGCGUCCAGACGGGAUGUACCAAAGAUCACUAUCCUGAUUACAGAUGGAAAGUCGCAAGAUAGUGUAGAAGAACCGGCACAGAAGCUGCGCAGUCAAGGAGUGCAUGUUUUUGCAGUCGGUAUAAAGAGCGCAGACAGAAGUGAACUGGCUAAGAUUGCCUCCCAGCCCAGUAGUGAUUUCAUCUUCUUUGUUGGGGAUUUCAAAAAGCUGAACACACUUCUUCCUCUUGUGAGCCUCCAAGUGUGUUCCAAAGCAGGAGGGGUCUAUGCUAGUGAUGAGGCUUUUUCUGGUCCGGCCAACAUUCAGUUCACAGGCCAAACAUCGGAUACUCUCAGGUUUCGCUGGAGUGCAGCAGGCGGGCCUUCGAGUGGCUAUGUGGUCCAGUAUGUGCCACUCUCAGGUCUGGGUCAACCUAUGACAUCAGAGCUGCGUCAGGAGACAGUCCCUGCCAGUCAGAGGACCUUUACCGCACAAGAGCUGAGGUCAGGAACAGACUACCUGGUGACUAUCAUCGCCCAAUACCCCAACAGUGUGGGGAAGUCUGUUUCUGCCAAGCAACGAACCAGGUCUUUGCCGAGGGUUACCAGUCUCCGCCUGGUCCAGGCAGGCUUCUUCUCUCUUUCCGUGGGCUGGGAUCAGCCUCUGUCUCCUGUGCAAGGCUACAGACUCACCUAUGGACCACAAGGUCAGCCAGCAGCUCAGCUGUUGGAGCAGUCUCUGCCUGCAGACUCCACAUCCCUCACCUUGGAGUCCCUUCAGCCCGACACAGAUUACGUCGUCAGCCUCUAUCCCCUGUUCCCCCGAAACGCUGCGUCCCCGUCCAUCCUCAACGCCCGCACAUUGCGCCUUGAGGCAGUGCAGCAGUUAUCAGUGGAGACGGAGUCAGAGGGCAGUGUUCGUGUGCAGUGGAGAGGUGUCGGUGGUGCGCGGGCCUAUCGUGUGGUUUGGGGACCAUUCACAGGUCGAAACGUGGAGACGGUGGAGGUUGCUGAUGAGUUUCACACUCUGUCCAGACUGCAGUCCGACACUGAGUACAUCGUCACCAUCAUCCCGCUGUAUGAGGGCAACACCGAGGGCCCGGUAGCAACCGCCAGGUUCAAUAUAGAGCGUCAUGAGCAGCAGAUGCUCAGAGCAGCCACCACCGGCCCCUCCUCUAUUCAGCUCACCUGGAGAAUCAUUCCGUCAUCUCGAGGGUACCGGCUGGAAUGGAGGGAUGGCGAAGGAGGCAGUGUCCAGAGCCUAACCUUUCCUCAAACCACUGCCAGCUAUGGACUAAAAGGCCUUCAGCCCAACACAGAAUACAUCAUUACCCUGUACACCCUGUAUGAUGGCCGUGAGGAGGCCACACCUGUCUCCACCACAUCCAGAGGGGAACAGCCAGUGGGGAGAGUGUCCAACCUGAGAGUUGUGGAGUCUCUGGGCAGCACUGUCAGACUCGGCUGGACGGGUGUAGCCGGGGCCACGCAGUACCGCAUCAUUAUCCUGAACACAGAAGCUGGAUCAGAUGAAAUAAGGUUUAUCCAUGGAAACCAGACGACCCUUGACCUCAGAGACCUGACGGUGGGCGUGUCUUAUGGUGUCAGUGUCACAGCGCUGGUGGGAGAAAAUGAAGGGGACCCAGUUACUGUUUACAUCAAACCAGAACAAGUUGCGGGCAGAGUGACGAACCUCAGAGUGGCAAACGCAAACAGUCGGAAAAUUCGUAUUGCCUGGAUAGGCGCUCCAGGGGCCACAGGUUACAGGGUCACUUGGAGACAAGGCAACAAUGCAGAGCAGUCCCGUAUUCUGGGGGCGGGGGUCACAUCCUUCAUCAUAGACGGCUUGCAACCAGACGAGGCGCUGGUAAUUGGUGUUGCAUCUGUGGUUGAUCAACGGGUCGGAGAGGUGGUCACACUCUCUAGUCGGACCAAUCCCAACGGUGGAUCCGUGUCCGGCCUUCGCAUCGUAGACGUUUCAUCUCAGAAGAUACGCAUUGCAUGGUCACGGUCCACGAGGGCAACUGGCUAUAAGGUCACUUGGCGCCGUGAUGAUGGAGUGGAAUCAACUCGUAACAUGGCUGCCAACGUAUCUUCUUUCACCAUUGAUGGGCUACAGUCAGAUUCCACCUACAACAUAUCAGUUUCUUCACUCAGUGGCUCUCGACAGGGAAGUCCUUCCACCCUGAGUAUCAGAACAGAACCAGAUCGAUCUCUGGUCGGGACUGUGACAUCACUUCAAAUCCAGCAGGGUCGUGGAGAGGUUGUUCGAGUCACUUGGGUUGGUGUGCAGGGAGCAACGGCCUAUCGGGUGUCUUGGAGGAAAACGGAUGGUGGGGAACCGAGGAGUCAGCUGCUGCGGGGAGAUGUAACAGCAGUGGAUCUAGACCAGUUGGACCCCGGAGCCCAGUACGAGGUGCAGGUCAUGGCUUUAGUUCAAAACAGAGAGGGAGCCCCUGUGUCUGUCAGAGUCACCACACCUGGUACCCCCUCGUCCACCCUAACUGUACGGGUGGCAGAGGUUACCCAGAAUUCUAUGCGGAUUGGCUGGACUCCACUACCAGGUGCCACAGGAUAUGUUCUACGCUGGAAAGACGAGACAGAUGUUGGUCGAGGCUUGUCCGUUUCGCUCCCUGCCACGUCCAGCUCUUACCAGGUGACUAGGCUACGUUUGGGCCGCCGUUAUCGCUUUACGGUGCAACCCACCUUCGAAAAUGGGUUGGGAACUGAGAGCUCUGUUAUUGAACGCACCGUUUGUGUGGGCGGGCGUCUGGAUGUGGUGUUUCUGGUCCCGGCAUCGACUGACCGAAGUAGCCUCGCAAGACCUCUGCGUGAACUGCUGUCUAGUGCAGCUGGGUCGCUCGAAACUAUCGGAGCCAGCGACUCUCAGUUCGGAGUUGUAGUGUAUGGUUACAGACCCAAAUUAUGGUUCCUACUUAAUCGCCAUGGCAGGUCUGAAACACUUUUUCAAGAAAUCCAGUCCACACCAUUUGAUGAAAGUCCUGGGAAUAACAUUGGUGAGGCGGUGACAUACACCAGGCAGUACCUUCUGACCCCCUCAGCUGGACGGAGGCCGAGCGUCCCCGGUGCUGUCGUCAUCAUUGCUGACAAAAACUCCGCUGACAAUCUGACUCUUGCAGCCGCCAGUCUCAGAGCUUCAGGUGUGACGGUGUUAGCAGUUGGUAUAGAACAGGCGAACACCGAGGAGCUGCGACGGGCAGUGACGGACGGCAGCCCCCAGAACAUCCUGUACACGCGCGAUGCAGCACAGCUGGACGCCAUGCACACGGACCUGGCAGAGCUGCUCUGUGGCAUCGCCAGAAUACCAGACGUGGGUCCAGGUCCUGAGCAGUGUACCACUCAGUGCCCACAGGGAGAGAGGGGAUAUCGUGGAGAAAAGGGUGAGAGAGGCAGAGACGGCACAGACGGGCGUAAGGGCGAUACGGCUCGGGUUGGUCAGCCUGGGAGGGAAGGCCCCAGAGGUGCCGAAGGACGCCCAGGUACACCGGGCCAAGUCAUCCCCGUUGACCCCUCGCUGGGGGUGAAAGGAGAAAAGGGGGAGAGAGGUUUUCCUGGCAUUGAUGGAAGUCAAGGGUUGCCUGGACGAUCAGGUUCCUCUGGAAUUGAUGGGGUCCCGGGUUCGCAGGGCCUACCGGGGAUCAGAGGAGAUUCAGGUGAACCAGGUGGGCCAGGGCCACAGGGGCCGAUGGGGGGUAAAGGUGAACGGGGUGAACCAGGCUCGGCUAUAUCAGGAGGCGGUCUCCCUGGGAGGAAAGGAGAGCCGGGCGUUUCAGGUAUUCUGGGUACUCCUGGUCGGCCGGGCAGCGAUGGGACCAAAGGAGCCCUCGGAGCUUUGGGAACACCUGGUCAGGAUGGUCGCCCGGGUUUAUCAGGAUUGCCAGGACUCUCCAUCAAGGGAGACAGGGGCACUGCAGGUGACCGGGGGCCUCCAGGAGUUGGCAGCGGGGUGGCCGUGAAGGGCGAGAGAGGCUCCCCAGGUCUUCCAGGACCUCCAGGACCUCAGAGUCCCAGAGAGCCAGGAGUACCUCGAGGCAGCAAAGGAGACAAGGGCGAUAGCGGCGACGGGGAGCCUGGACCUUCGGGCAGGCAGGGAGACCCUGGGAACAGGGGUCCUCGUGGGCCUGCAGGGGAAACUGCUGUCAAGGGGGACCGAGGACAGCCAGGUGAGCCUGGAUCACAGGGAGACCGGGGGGAGAGAGGACUGGCUGGUGAAACGGGGGAGAGAGGGGGCAUUGGGAAGCCGGGCUUCGCAGGACCACCGGGUUUGAGUGGCUUACCAGGGCCCAGCGGAGCGGCAGGAGAAAAGGGAAAUGAAGGCGCUCGCGGGGAGCCCGGCAGGAGUGGUCCAGGUUUUCCCGGGAAGAAUGGGGAACAUGGCGGGCGAGGCCUGCCUGGUACCGAGGGGGCGAGUGGAGAAAAGGGAGCGGCUGGAUCGAGAGGAGAGAAAGGGUCUUCAGGGUCAGGACCGUCAGCUGUUGGACCGAAAGGAGAGCCGGGAGAGAGAGGCCUUGCUGGUACCAGUGGAAGGCCAGGUGCCAAGGGAGACGCCGGGGAACCAGGAGAGAGGGCGGAGAACGGGAGGCCGGGACUCCCAGGAAAGCCUGGUCUCCAUGGGAAAGAGGGAGUGAUUGGAGAGAAGGGGGAUGAAGGCACACCUGGGGAAUCUGGACUUCCUGGGAAGGCCGGAGAAAGAGGGCUGAGGGGACUGGCUGGUCCGCUGGGUCGACCAGGAGAGAAAGGAGACUUUGGAGACCCGGGAGAGCACGGACAUAAUGGCAGCCCUGGAGCCGCAGGACCGAGAGGAGUGAAAGGGGAACUGGGAGCUCAAGGGCCUCCAGGGCCACCAGGAAAAUUGGCUGCCAUCCAGGGCCAGUUGAAAGGAGAGGGAGGAGAGAAGGGUGACGAUGGGGACCCGGGAGAGCACGGCAGCAAAGGUCAGAUGGGCGGAGCCGGGGCUCCCGGAGCCCCGGGCCUACGGGGUCCAGAGGGACAACGGGGACUUGCAGGCACAAGAGGCGACGCAGGAGGAAGAGGAGCGCCUGGAGAUAAGGGAGAAAGGGGAACAUCUGGGUUGGAUGGACGUCCUGGUCUGGAUGGUAAAGCAGGUGCAGCUGGACCUCCUGGCCAGAGGGGGGAUCCUGGGAAACAGGGGGAUCCUGGAAGAGAUGGUUUACAUGGACCAAGAGGGGAGCAGGGCCCCUCAGGGCCUGUCGGGCCCCCGGGCAUUGCAGGGACACCUGGUAAAGCAGCUGAAGAUGGCAAACCUGGUUCUCCUGGCAAGAUGGGUGAAGAUGGUGUACCCGGGGAAGAUGGGAGGAAGGGGGACAAAGGAGAAUCAGGAUCUGCUGGAAGAGAUGGCCGAGACGCGGCGAAAGGAGACCGGGGUCUUACUGGGCUUGUCGGACCCUCUGGCCCUUCCGGUUCUCCUGGACUACCUGGCAGCAUUGGUCCUCCUGGACAGGUGGUGUACUUUAAAGGAGUCGAAGCGGCACCAGUCCCCGGCCCGCAGGGGCCUCCAGGAACCCCCGGCGUGCCUGGGGUCCCUGGCGCUGUGGGAGCCAGAGGCGACAGAGGCCCGUUUGGCCACAAAGGCGAUGCUGGAGACCCAGGAGAGGACGGGUCACCGGGCAAACCGGGGACAGCCGUGGAUGUACAAAAGGCUCUGGCCAUCAUGGGCAUUCAGAUGUCGGAUCUGAAGGCCGUUGUGGACAGGAAGGACACGUUCCUGCCGGCUCCAGUGCAGAAGGCAGUGAAAGGGGAUAAAGGAGACGGUGGCGAAUCUGGACCGAGAGGACCGUCUGGUGCAGACGGUCCUCGUGGUUUCCAUGGAGAGAGAGGAGGCAAAGGGGAUCAAGGGGAGCGAGGACCCUCGGGUGCAACCGGGCCUACCGGUCGAGCCAUUGGAGAGCGAGGGCCAGAGGGACCCCCAGGGCCCGCUGGAGUGUCAGGCAAACCAGGAAUACCGGGAGUUCCUGGGCGAGCUGGGGAACUAGGCGAGGCUGGAAGACCCGGAGAUAAGGGGGAGAGAGCAGAGAAAGGAGACAGAGGAGAACAUGGUAAAGUCGGGCCAACGGGAGGAGCCGGCCCACCAGGUCAAAAGGGAGCAUCUGUUGACUCUGUACUGAUUGGUCCGCCUGGAGCCAGAGGCCCUCCAGGGGCCGGAGGGCACAAGGGAGAACCUAGUGCUGCAGGAUCACCAGGACCUCAAGGAGAACGGGGUGCCGUGGGGUCUCGUGGCGACAAGGGAGACCGAGGACAUUCUGGAGAAAUGGGGCGUAACGGCUCGCAGGGAUCACCGGGAGAACCAGGAAAAACGGGUCAGGAUGGGAAACCGGGCCUGCCUGGGUUCCCAGGAGUUCUUGGCAGACCGGGAAACCCUGGAGAGCCUGGAAUUCUCGGGCCAAGUGGCCCCAUUGGUCCGAACGGGCUUCCAGGUACCCCAGGCGUGAAGGGUAACCAAGGAGAGCCAGGUUUCGGAGUCAAGGGUCCUCCCGGUGCCCAGGGUAGUACAGGUCUACCAGGACGACAAGGUCUCCCUGGAGCUGUGGGGCCACAGGGCCCGACGGGGCUGUCGGGGCAGCUGGGCGAAGCGGGUAAACCAGGAAUCCCUGGAAGAGAUGGGGUGCCUGGCAAAGAAGGAAUACCUGGAUUACCAGGAAAGCAGGGCAUUGCUGGACCUCCAGGCCACGGGGGCUUGAAGGGGGAGCAGGGAGACAGCGGCCCUCCAGGGAAGGCUGUGGCUGGACCCCCUGGGGCCAAAGGAGAGAGGGGUCUUAGUGGUCAAACGCUCCCGGGCACAAGUGGAGAGAGAGGGAUAUCUGGAGAAAAGGGUAACAGGGGAGACAAAGGAGCUGCUGGCCACACAGGAGAGAGAGGAGUGGACGGUGAACCAGGAGACCCCGGAGAAGAUGGGUCACAGGGUUCUUCAGGGCCAAAAGGAGAUAAGGGAGAGAAGGGCAUCGGGCUGCUCGGUCAUCCGGGUCGGGUUGGGCCUCCAGGCUUAAAGGGAGAUCCCGGCCUUCCUGGUUCAGCUGGUCCUCCAGGGUUACAGGGGAAGUGGGGUGUUGCUGGGCAGCCCGGCCCGAGAGGAGAAACUGGACAACUCGGGCCUCCCGGACAACAAGGAGAGACGGGUCUCCAGGGAUUUGCAGGCCGGGCAGGAAAUGUCGGACCCCCUGGACCUGCUGGUCCUCCUGGACAGGCAGGCUCUGCUGGUACCAACGGGGUCCAAGGGAACAAGGGGGAGGUUGGCGUUGGAGUCCCCGGUCCCAGAGGAGAGAGAGGAGAAUCAGGGAUGAGAGGAGAGGAGGGCCGCGCUGGCUCGGAUGGGGAGAGAGGGCCAACGGGUCCCCCAGGGAAUCGUGGCAUCCGGGCAGAGAAGGGGGACAUCGGGCUGCAAGGUGACAAAGGAGAGAAGGGGGACACCGUGCUGGUGGGAGGACCUGCUGGAGAAAGGGGCGGUAAAGGAGAAGCGGGUGACAGGGGAUCCAAAGGUGUGCAGGGAGAGAAAGGGGGCAAAGGUCAAGACGGCCCUCUCGGGGAGCAGGGUCUGAGGGGAGAGUCGGGAGAAAGAGGAUCCAUUGGAUUCCCGGGGGCCCGUGGCCCUGGGGGACAAAAGGGAGAAGCUGGCUAUCCUGGAGUACCUGGCGAAUUGGGUUUUCAAGGAAAAGACGGGACAGCCGGGCAGAGGGGCGAGAAGGGAGAGCUUGGUGUUGUAGGACCGAGAGGAAUCAAGGGUGACCGAGGACCCAAGGGAGCUUGUGGAAAUGAUGGACUCAAAGGAGAGAAGGGGGAUGGUGGUACUCAUGGCCGAUCAGGCCUCCCAGGAAGAAAAGGUGAACAGGGGGAACUUGGACCUUCUGGGGCUCUUGGGACUCCUGGAAAAGAAGGAAUAGUCGGUCCAAAGGGCGACCGUGGAAUUGACGGCCUAGCAGGACCCAAAGGAACUCAGGGAGAGAAAGGUGAACGGGGUCCAUCGGGUGUACCCGGUCCCCCUGGCCCCAGGGGGGUGGAUGGGACACCGGGCCUGAGUGGCACUCAGGGACUAGCUGGUGCUAAAGGCCCAGAGGGGCUCCAGGGACAGAAGGGAGAGAGAGGUCCAAUCGGUCCCUUCAUGGUUGGUCCACGCGGUAUCCCAGGGAUCCCGGGGCAGCGGGGAGAGCAUGGAGAGUUGGGACCAGAUGGAGCCAAGGGAGACAGCGGAGAGCCAGGCAUGAUGGAGUAUGAGGUCAGAGAGUACGUUCGCUCCGAGAUGAGUCAGCACUGUGCGUGUGGAGGUGAGUGAGCCAAUCGACUGCAGCAGAGGAGGGUUGGUGGCCAGAAGGGCUGUGGUGUAUCAUGAGUCACACAC
Messenger RNA from Pseudoliparis swirei, 8941 nucleotides. It is a transcript of the gene col7a1, whose product is annotated as collagen, type VII, alpha 1. The coding region runs from base 218 to 8875 and encodes 2885 amino acids. Gene Ontology annotation, molecular function: protein binding. The transcript has 114 exons. The record is from RefSeq and is a predicted model, not a curated record. NCBI's taxonomy places the organism in Eukaryota, Metazoa, Chordata, Actinopteri, Perciformes, Liparidae.